Messenger RNA from Ostertagia ostertagi, 582 nucleotides. NCBI's taxonomy places the organism in Eukaryota, Metazoa, Nematoda, Chromadorea, Rhabditida, Trichostrongylidae. The record is from the annotation of a GenBank genome assembly.
AUGACUGAUGUCACUCAUCCGGAAGCGGUGGCAAUGACACGCUCCAUUUACAAUCGAGUACCUCCGAAUGCUCCUGUAGAAGCAUACAGGCCGAUGGAGGUGUUGGUGGAUUUCAGAGUAUUCAACAUCAGAGCUCACUGCCUGACUUACGCAUCGUUUUCGGAGGAGAAGAGUUUUUGCCCCGUUCUUUAUACGGAAGAGAUCGCUGUGGUGAUAAAGAAGGGUUUCAAGGAGACCAUAAUACAACGUAUUUCGAAGCGUGCGGCAUCGACGCAGAACGACGGCUACUUGACGCUGUCGGGGUUGCAGUUCAGAGGACAUGCAAUGUUCUCGUCAGUCGACUGCCCAUGGGACAUGGCUGUAGUUGAGUACUGCUGGCUUACAGAGAUUUUAGUUGGUGAGGUCGGCGGGUGCUUUGGCAGUCCAUCACAGAUUAUCACAUUGGUGAACUUUCUGGAUACAUUGCUGUUACUUGUCAUUGCGAAGGAUGACGCAAAAAUCGUCCCAGACAGGUUCAAGUUUUGUCAGCAUGGGCAAACAAGUACAGUGUGCUCAGUAGGAUCCCAGCCUGGUCGUCCAUGC